Molecule: messenger RNA, 3003 nt
Organism: Pantherophis guttatus
Lineage: Eukaryota; Metazoa; Chordata; Lepidosauria; Squamata; Colubridae
Source: RefSeq, a predicted model, not a curated record
AUGGCAACUCCGCAAGCUCCGAUUGCCGCACUGAACCCAUUCGACCCAUCCCGAGAGAAGUGGAGGUCGUACAUGGUCCGAUUUCGGCAGUUCCUGCGAGCGCUUCGCCAGAUCGCUGCCAACUGUGAGUUCGAUAAUGUGGACAACGCCAUCCGAGACCGCGUUGUUUUUGGAAUGCGAGAUGUGGGUCUGCAAAAGAAGUUCCUCAGCCGAAAGAGGAUACCACUCAAAGACGUCCUCGACGAAGCAACAGCGGCUGAAACAUCCGAGAAGGCAGCCGCCGCGAUGUCCCGGCGCGGGGAGGACGACUAUCCCCGCAGCAGAAUGGUGCACCAGACAACCAUCGCUCACACAAGUGACGAGGGGACCACCAAGUUCCACGUGACGCUGAUGGCGGAAGGGUCACCGUGCAAGAUGGAGGUAGACUCCGGAUCCGCCUACUCCAUCAUGGACUGGCAGCACCUACAGCAGCUGAAGCCAUCCUGCAAGAAGACCCAGCUGAAAACCCCGAAGUCGAGGCUUGUGGACUUCAACGGAAAUCCCAUCGGAAUCCUGGGCAGAACCACCAUCCACAUCAGAUACAAGGACUUUAACGGAGAGCUGCCCAUCACCAUCGUGGAGAACAGCCGACCGAACCUGUUAGGAGUGGAGUGGUUUAAGCCGCUGGGGCUUUCCAUUGAGGGCAUCCACGAAAUCCAUAGGGACGAACUCGACACCAUCCUCGAAGAGUUCAAAGAAGUCUUCGAUGGUAAGCUGGGGAAAUUUGUGGGGAGGCCAAUUUCCUUCAAUCUGGACAAGGGAAUCACCCCAAUUAGGCUCAAGCCCUGCCGAGUUCCGUUUGCCCUGCGGCCUAAAGUAGACAAUCAGCUGGAUAAGCUGAUCGCCCAGGGCGUCCUGGAACCGAUCGAUCAUGCCUCAUGGGAGACCCCCAUUGUGACCCCACUGAAGCAUGAUGGGUCUGUGCGCAUCUGCGCCGACUACUGUUGUACCAUCAACAAGGCGUUGGCACAGAGUGCAUACCCAGUCCCAGUAGUGCAACACCUGCUGCAUUCCCUGGGAUCUGGCUCAAUUUUCGCGAAACUGGACCUGGCCCAGGCUUACCAGCAACUGCCAGUGGAUGAAAAAACGGUGGAGGCACAAACAGUUGUCACGCAUAGGGGGGCAUUCAAAUGUAACCGCCUCCAAUUUGGAGUCAGCGCUGCCCCAGGCAUUUUCCAAUCUAUGAUGGAACGCCUUCUCCAAGGCGUUCCAGGGGUGGUGCCUUACUUCGACGAUGUGCUCGUCUCAGGUGACUCAAGAGCUCAACUCCUUGAACGGCUCAGGCUUGUCCUGCAGCGGUUCAAGGCCAAGGGUUUGAGAGUCAGGUGGGACAAGUGCACCAUAGGAGUACAGGAAGUCGAGUUCCUGGGCUAUCUCAUCGAUAGCACUGGCCAGGCUUUCCUUGGGUUGCUCAACUUCUACGCCAUUUUCUUAAAACAGAAAGCCACAGUUGCUGAGCCACUCCACCGCCUGCUGGGGAAAGCGGCUUCCUGGAAGUGGGGCCAGGAAGAGGAAGCAGCAUUCUGGGCCAUCAAAGGACUAUUGACGUCCAAGAGCGUUCUCAUCCAAUACAGUGAGACGCUCCCCAUCAAGCUGACCUGUGAUGCAUCGCCUUACGGGGUGGGGGCAGUCCUCAGCCACGAACUGCCCAACGGCUCGGAAGCCCCGAUCGCUUACUUCUCGAAGACCAUGUCCGGCGCAGAACGGAACUACAGCCAGCUGGACAAAGAAGCCCUGGCCAUCGUGGCAGGAGUGAAGCGCUUCCACGAAUACCUCUACGGAAGACGCUUCACCGUAGUCACUGACCACAAGCCACUCCUGGGACUCCUCGCAGGCGACCAACCCACCCCGACCUUCAUGUCCCCGCGGAUGACGAGAUGGGCCAUCUUCCUAGCUGGCUACUCCUAUAGGCUCGUGCACCAGCCAGGCACAGCCAUAGGAAAUGCCGACGCACUCAGCAGAUGCCCAUCGAAGAAUCCAGUCGAAGACCCAGCCCCCAUGCUCCACCUAUUCCAUAUAGAUGAUGACGCCAGCUGUCCGGUGUCGUCCGCAGAUGUGGCCGUCCACACCCAAAAGGACCCCACACUCCGCCAAGUGAAGUCCUGGAUCCUCAGAGGGUGGCCAUCGGAAAAGACAGAGGAAAGGUUCAGCCCGUUCGCCAGGAAACAGAAGGAGCUGUCCACCAUAAAGGGCUGCCUGCUAUGGGGAGACAGGGUGCUGAUUCCAAGCACUCUGCAACGGCGGACGUUAGAGACUCUGCACAAAGGGCAUCCGGGCAUCGUCCGCAUGAAGGCUCUGGCACGGAGUUACGUCUGGUGGCCCUCCAUGGACAGAGACAUUGAGCAAUGGGUCUCCAGAUGUGACCCGUGCCAAGAAGUUCGCCCAGCGCCGCCACAAUCCGAUGUCGCGAAGUGGGAGACCCCCAGCAACCCCUGGUCGAGGAUCCACAUUGACUUCGCGGGUCCGAUGCAGGGGCGACACCUCCUCAUCGUGGUAGAUGCCUUCUCCAAAUGGCUCGAGGUGGUGCCCAUGGCAUCUACCACAACAGAAGCGACGAUCCGAGCCCUGCGCCGUCUGUUCGCCACACAUGGACUACCGGACGUGCUGGUCUCGGACAACGGCCCCCAGCUCACAUCCCUGGCCAUGGAGUCCUUCCUGGCAGGACUGGGCAUCCGCCACGCCCUGUCCGCCCCGUACAGGCCGGCCGGAAACGGACAAGCUGAACGCAUGGUCAGACUCACCAAAGAAGCCCUCACCAAGAUGGGCCCGGGAGACUGGCAAGAACGCAUAGACAACUUCCUCCUCACCCAGCACAUCACACCACAUGCCACCACCCACAAGAGCCCGGCCGAACUACUAAUGGGCAGAAGGUUGAGGUCACCCCUGGACCGGCUGCACCCCCAAUACAGCCCGGAAGUGACCGCAACCGCCAGCCGCCCGCUUCGCGCCUUCAGCAAGGGAGAU